Messenger RNA from Salvia hispanica, 1455 nucleotides. Its product is annotated as nucleosome assembly protein 1;2-like. The record is from RefSeq and is a predicted model, not a curated record. Gene Ontology annotation, biological process: nucleosome assembly. Lineage: Eukaryota; Viridiplantae; Streptophyta; Magnoliopsida; Lamiales; Lamiaceae. Gene Ontology annotation, cellular component: nucleus.
UAAACACAUCUCCGUCCAAUCCCUCUCACCAUCUCUCCUCCUAUCUGCAUAUUCUCGCACCCGCCGUUUUUAGGGUUUUUGCUCCGAGCUAGGGUUUUUGUCUCACUACAAUGGGCAGCAGCAACAAGGACAGCAUCAACGUCGCCGAUCUCGGCGCCGCAUUGAACGCGGAGAAUAAGGCUGACCUGGUUAACGCUCUAAAGAACAAGCUCCAGGAUCUAGCUGGUCAGCACUCCGACAUGCUCGAGAGUCUUUCCCCUGAUGUGAGGAAACGUGUCGACUCACUCAGGGACAUCCAGACUCAACAUGAUGAGUUGGAGUCAAAAUUUUUCGAAGAGAGAGCAGUGCUUGAAGCAAAAUACCAGAAGUUGUAUCAGCCUCUUUAUACAAAGAGGUUUGAAAUUGUUAAUGGCGACGUUGAAGUUGAAGGUGGUGCAGCUGAGAAGUCAGACCAAGAGGAGAAGGGUGUUCCUGAUUUUUGGCUCACUGCAAUGAAAAAUAAUGAAGUGCUUGCCGAAGAGAUUUCUGAGCGUGACGAGGGAGCUCUUAAAUUCCUCAAAGAUAUUAAAUGGUAUAGAAUAGAGAAUCCGAAGGGCUUCAAGCUAGAGUUCUAUUUUGACACUGCCAAUCCAUACUUUAAGAAUGCUGUAUUGACAAAAACUUACCAUAUGAUUGACGAAGAUGAACCUAUCUUGGAGAAAGCAAUUGGGACGGAGAUUGAGUGGCUUCCAGGAAAAUGUCUGACCCAAAAAAUUCUUAAGAAGAAACCAAAGAAAGGAUCCAAAAACACCAAACCGAUCACUAAAACCGAACAAUGUGAGAGUUUCUUCAACUUCUUCAGUCCUCCACAGGUUCCCGAUGACGAUGAUGAUAUUGAUGAAGAAGCUGCUGAAGAGCUCCAAAGUUUGAUGGAGCAGGAUUAUGACAUUGGGUCUACGAUCCGCGACAAAAUUAUUCCUCAUGCGGUGUCAUGGUUCACGGGAGAGGCUGCACAAGAUGAGUAUGGGGAUUUGGAUGACGAUGAAGAUGAUAUUGAAGAAGAUGACGAGGAAGAUGAGGAUGAGGAUGAUGAAGAAGACGAUGAUGAUGAUGAGGAUGCUGAAGAAGAAACCAAGACCAGGAAAAAGAAGAGUGGAAGGGCACCGGCUGCUGAAGGUCAGCAAGGCGAGAGGCCUCCGGAGUGCAAGCAACAGUAGUUGUUGAUCAUCCCAGCUACUUGAUUUACUCUCGAGCUCCAUUUUGUGUGGGAAUCGUUCAUGCGUGUUCUGAGUCGGCCAUAUAUUCGUGUAUUUACGAAACUUUCUAUUUCCCCCUCCAGUUUUCUUUUCGUUUAGAUGUUGCUUAUUUCAUUUUAGUUUUCAUUUGAGAGUUAUUUAAGUUAGAAAUGUCUUUGCUGGUGGUUAUGGUCUCCCUAUUGAAUCUUUAAAUAUAUUUAUUUCCAAUUUUGUAGUCGAA